Messenger RNA from Plenodomus lingam JN3, 2166 nucleotides. RefSeq lists its product as uncharacterized. Gene Ontology annotation, cellular component: plasma membrane. Gene Ontology annotation, molecular function: acetate transmembrane transporter activity. Lineage: Eukaryota; Fungi; Ascomycota; Dothideomycetes; Pleosporales; Leptosphaeriaceae. The record is from RefSeq and is a predicted model, not a curated record.
AUGAGCUUUGGACGCGUCAUCACAUUUCUGGCCGCGAUUGUCGCCGAAAAGGAGCAAAUGGUAUCACGACAAUGGAAAUCGAGGACGAAGAGGGAUUUCUCUUUUGCUAUUACUGAUCUGAUCUACCAGUGCCAUUUUUCCAACGCAAGCCCAUUCCCAAACUGUGUGCACGAUUUGGACAAUUACAAGACAACUUUCCGGUCCUCCCGUCAGCCUCCCUACCUAGUAGUAGGUACACAUCUAACAGUACUCCAUGAACAUGGUGAACUGCAUUGGGCAAAGCGGAUCCGCCGAGGCAGUGCGCUUCCGAGGCUCCGGACGAAGGCAGCCAUUCGUCCUCGAGUCUCCUACCGGUACCCAUGCGCCAUGCUCCUCCCCGGUCACACCACCAGCCUGUCCGCCUGUCCGCCUCACGCAAUGCGGGGGUCAUGGGUCCAUCAUUCGACUAAUCCGACAUGCCCACUGCGCUUCCGCAACGCCCAACGCACGCAUCCCGUCGAGUACCGCGCGGACGCGCACGUUGAUCUCCUCACUGCACCGGCACGACGCCGACAGGCUGGCUGUGGAUCCAUUGCCAUGGCAAAGUCUGUCCUCUUGUUGUCUCCACGGUACAAGCAUGCCAUCCGUCGCACCACACAAGCGCAUUUGACUCCCCUCGUGGUGCUCAGGAGAGAGUCGGUAACCAACAUCUGCAGCCUCCAUAGGUCCGGAUUCUCCCUGGUCACGGGUGGUCGCAGGUUUAGCACCGGGUUCCCCGCAGACCCUACUACACACAGCAACGACAUGCCUAGUUCGUGUCGAGCCGACGAUCAUUUUAAACACAGCACCGUCUACCGUACCCGCAUUCUUACUCUCGCUCCAGACUCUUGGCAAGCGCCUCUCCAGAAAUCCAUGGCUCCACCUCUCCGCAUCGCCGGCUCAAGCCUGUCUCGGCGUAAAGGGUCACUGUCUAACACAGUCAAGGCCCCUCUUUUAUCGGUUCUUCAUGGUUGGGUACGUGUACGUUGGACGCCGAGUAUCGAGGGUGGCUUGGAUGGUGCUUCUGGUGAUGGCUCUGAUCGCUCGUUGCCAUGGUUCAUGCCAAUGGCGCGGUUUUACAGGUUACCGGCUUAUUUACCGGGUGAGACAGAGAUCGGUAUGAGUGGUGAUCAACAAAAGCAUCCAACCAACGACGCUCACCUAGGUACCACUGCCGCAAGGGGCGACGAGAGAUUGUCUGCUGUAUCAACGGCAAGGAACGAAUCAAUCUCGAGGAUGUUGGACAACGACAACGACAACAACAAUGCCUUGGAGAAGGACAUCUCAAUUACAAGAGAUGAUACCGCUGCCUAUCCAAACGGACACAAUAACCAUCAGCAUCUGGAUGACUCCUACGACUCCAAUGCUGCCGUUCACAAAAUCCGCCCAGCCGGCAGCAUCUCCAUGUCCCCCGAGAUGUUCGAGAAGCUGUACCUAUCGCCUCAGAACGAGGUUAAAGGAGACCUGCGAAAGACUUUUGGCAACCCGACACCCCUUGGCAUCAUCGGCUUUCUACUCGCACUGACGCCCCUCAGCUGGACCCUAAUGGGCUGGCGCGGCGCAGGAGGUAGCGGUGCAGCAAGUAUCGGAUGGUACUAUUUCGCAGGCGGCUUACUGAUGAUGCUAAGUGGUCUCGGCGAGUGGAUCCUCGGCAACACAUUCCCCUUCAUAGUCUUCUGCUCCUUUGGCGCCUUCUGGCUCGGCUACGGCGCAACCCUCCAACCCUCCUACGGCGCAUACUCACUCUACCGCGACCCAAACAAUGCCUCCAGCACGGGUCUCGAGAGCGUCGGCUUCAACGUCGGUAUCGCCUACCUCAUGAUCGCAAUGGCCAUACUCUGCCUCGUCUUCCUCAUCUGCUCCAUCCGCACAAACAUCGUCUUCUUCAUGAUCUUCUUCGGCCUCACACCAACCUUUGGCUUCCUCGCCGGUACUUUUUUGCAAAUCGCAAACGGGAGACCCGCGCUCGCUGCUCGGCUCCAGGAAGCUGCCGGUGCUUUUGCUUUUGUGGCGUGUAUCGCUGGUUGGUAUAUCUUUUUCGCUAUGAUGUUGGCGAGUGUGGAUUUUCCGUUCGAUUUGCCUCUCGUAGACCUCUCCGGCGUAAUCAAAGGCGCCAGCGAAAAGAAGAAAAUCAACCACAUUGAGUGA